AUGGAUAAGUACUUUAGACCUGAUAAACUAGAGGCUGAUCCAAACUCCCAAACUGCCGCCAAAGAAUUUAAACACUGGUACGAAACAUUUAAGAAUUUUUUGGAAAUAUAUGAUUACAUAAGCGAAGCAAAAACAUACAUUUCUGCUAUCAAAAUUUUGGAAGAAUUGUAUAUUAAACCUACAAAUGAGAUUUACGCAAGACAUAUUCUAGCUACAAGAAAACAACAAAUAAACGAAUCUAUAGAUCAGUAUGCUCAACAGUUAAAGCUUUUGGCUAAAAAUUGUAAUUUUAAAGCAGUUUCUUCAGAAGAAAAUAAAAAUGACUAUAUUCGUGAUGCUUUUAUUAAUGGUCUCGUUCAAUCUAAUAUACGUCAAAGAUUACUAGAGUUUAGUUCUUUAUCUUUGGACGAAGCAUUAUCUAAAUCUAGAUCUUUAGAAGAUUCUCAAAAACAAUCUGAUACAUAUCAUGCAGCAUUAAAUAAUAUAGCAUCUUGUAGUCAUCCAAAUUCAGAGCAAACUACUUUAGCUUCUGUUCAAACAAAACCUGGUCAGACUUGUUAUUUUUGUGGACAUCCAAGACAUCCUCUAUCUGUAUGUCCAGCAAGGGCUGCGAUUUGCCAAAACUGUCAUAAAAUUGGACAUUGGUUUAAAAUGUGCAUGCAAUCAAAGAAAAGUCAAACGAGAUCAACUUAUGCAUCUACAAUGGUAAUCGCUUCUUCAAUGGAAACGCCUCAAUCGCUUUCAAAAUGUAUAGCCAAAGUAACAGUUAACCAAAUUGAUGCCAACGCUUUAAUAGACACUGGAAGCUCAGAUACUUUUUUAGAUCAUGAAUUCGCUAUUGAAAAUAAGCUUAAAAUUUUUCCAAUACAAGGGGUCCAAGUUUCUAUGGCAUCUAUGUCAUAUGGUCAAGAUUUCGUCAAGCGGUAA
Molecule: messenger RNA, 927 nt
Organism: Diabrotica virgifera virgifera (western corn rootworm)
Lineage: Eukaryota; Metazoa; Arthropoda; Insecta; Coleoptera; Chrysomelidae
Exons: 3
Coding region: 1-927 (308 amino acids)
Molecular function (GO): zinc ion binding; nucleic acid binding
Source: RefSeq, a predicted model, not a curated record